Messenger RNA from Nyctereutes procyonoides (raccoon dog), 4569 nucleotides. RefSeq names its product dual specificity phosphatase 8 (gene DUSP8). Gene Ontology annotation, biological process: negative regulation of MAPK cascade; protein dephosphorylation. Bases 229 to 2103 code for a protein of 624 amino acids. The record is from RefSeq and is a predicted model, not a curated record. Gene Ontology annotation, molecular function: MAP kinase tyrosine/serine/threonine phosphatase activity; protein tyrosine/threonine phosphatase activity. Gene Ontology annotation, cellular component: cytoplasm. NCBI's taxonomy places the organism in Eukaryota, Metazoa, Chordata, Mammalia, Carnivora, Canidae. The transcript has 7 exons.
CGGCGGCGACGGCGACGAGGCCCGCGCGCUCCCCCGGCCCCUGCCCCGGCUGCGCGGGCCCCCGCCGGGCCCAUGGGCGGCGCCGGUCCCCGUGCGCCCCGGACGCGAGCAGCGGCGAGGUCUGGCACCAUGCCCGGUCCCUCCGAACUGUAGGCCACAUCCCUGGCCUUCGGAGCAGCCCCUGUGCACUGCAGGGCUCACCCCCUCCCCACUGCCCACUGCCCCACCAUGGCUGGGGACCGGCUCCCUCGGAAGGUGAUGGAUGCCAAGAAGCUGGCCAGCCUCCUGCGGGGCGGACCUGGGGGACCAUUGGUCAUCGACAGCCGCUCUUUUGUGGAGUACAACAGCUGGCACGUGCUCAGCUCUGUCAACAUCUGCUGCUCCAAGCUGGUGAAGCGGCGGCUGCAGCAGGGCAAGGUGACCAUCGCCGAGCUCAUCCAGCCAGCCGUGCGCGGCCAGGUGGAGGCCGCAGAGCCACAGGACGUGGUAGUGUAUGACCAGAGCACACGGGACGCCAGCGUGCUGGCUGCGGACAGUUUCCUCUCCAUCCUGCUCAGCAAGCUGGACGGCUGCUUCGACAGCGUGGCCAUCCUCACGGGGGGCUUUGCCACCUUCUCCUCCUGCUUCCCUGGCCUCUGUGAGGGCAAGCCUGCUGCCCUGCUGCCCAUGAGCCUCUCCCAGCCCUGCCUGCCUGUGCCCAGUGUGGGCCUGACCCGCAUCCUGCCUCACCUCUACCUGGGCUCUCAGAAAGAUGUCCUGAACAAGGACCUGAUGACCCAGAAUGGAAUAAGCUAUGUCCUCAAUGCCAGCAACUCCUGCCCCAAGCCAGACUUCAUCUGUGAGAGCCGCUUCAUGCGCAUUCCCAUCAAUGACAACUACUGCGAAAAGCUGCUGCCCUGGCUGGACAAGUCCAUUGAGUUCAUUGAUAAAGCUAAGCUGUCCAGCUGCCAAGUCAUCGUCCACUGUCUGGCUGGCAUCUCCCGCUCUGCCACCAUCGCCAUCGCGUACAUCAUGAAGACCAUGGGCAUGUCCUCUGACGAUGCCUACAGGUUCGUGAAGGACCGGCGCCCAUCCAUCUCUCCCAACUUCAACUUCCUGGGCCAGCUGCUGGAGUAUGAGCGCAGCCUGAAGCUGCUGGCUGCCCUGCAGGGGGACGGGGCGUCCCACCCGGGGACCCCUGAGCCCCUCCCGGGCCCCGCCGCCCCGCUGCCGCCGCCACCACCUACCUCAGAGAGCGCUGCCACCGGGAGCGCGGCGGCCAGUGCGGCCAGGGAGGGCGUGCCUGGCACCGGCGGGGAGCUGCCCGCGCCUGCCCCCGCCCCGGCCACCAGCGCGCUGCAGCAGGGCCUGCGUGGCCUGCACCUGUCCUCCGACCGCCUCCAGGACACCAACCGCCUGAAGCGCUCUUUCUCCCUGGACAUCAAGUCGGCCUAUGCCCCCAGCCGGCGGCCCGACGACCCGGGGCCCCCCGACCCUGGCGAGGCCCCCAAGCUCUGCAAGCUGGACAGCCCGUCGGGGGGCGCGCUGGGCCUGCCCUCGCCGGGCCCCGACAGCCCGGACGCGGUGCCGGAGACGCGCCCGCGCCUCCGCCGGCGGCCCCGGCCUCCCGCCGGCUCCCCGGCGCGCUCCCCGGCGCCCGGGCUCGGCCUGAACUUCGGUGACGCCGCCCGGCAGACUCCGCGGCUCGGCCUCUCGGCCCUGUCGGCCCCUGGGCUGCCUGGCCCCGGCCAGCCCGUGGGCCCCGGGAGCUGGGUGCCGCCGCUCGACUCCCCCGGCACGCCGUCGCCCGACGGGCCCUGGUGCUUCAGCCCCGAGGGGGCACAGGGCGCGGGCGGCGCGCGGUUUGCGCCCUUCGGCCGGGCGGGCGCUCAGGGCGCGGGGGGCGGCGACCUGCGGCGGCGGGAGGCGGCGAGGGCUGAGGCCCGGGACGCGCGGACCGGCUGGCCCGACGAGCCGGCCCCGGAGACGCAGUUCAAGCGCCGAAGCUGCCAGAUGGAGUUCGAGGAGGGCAUGGUGGAGGGGCGCGCGCGGGGCGAGGAGCUGGCCGCCCUGGGCAAGCAGGCCAGCUUCUCGGGCAGCGUGGAGGUCAUCGAGGUGUCCUGACGGCGGCCAGGGACCGGCGCCCGGCGCUCCGCUGCCCUCGGCUCCUGGCCUGGGUCGCCAGCAGCCGGCCCGCUAUAAAUAUAUAUUAUAUAUAAUGCAAAGAAAGGUAAAUGGUUUUACUGCGAUUUUUAUCGAGAAGUAAAUAUUUCGAUUUUUUAUUUAUUUAAGCUGUUCAUUCUGGCAAUGAUUUGGCAACAGUGCGGGCGGUCCUCGGAGCUCUAUUUUUACUGUCUGGUAUUUAAACUGAAACACACGUUUCUAAGCAAUAUGAGGCCACCUUCAGCCCCAAGCUGGGGUGCCAGGCCUGGGGUCCCCUCCCCACUCCCCCCCCCCCAGGAAACACUGCUGACCGUUGCAAAGAGGCUGCCAAGCUUUCGUGCACUUUUUACAUAAGAAAAAGGGGAAAAAGGAGAAAAAAACUUUGCCACAAACUGAGCCGCAGAACCUCCCUGCCCCUCCCUGCCCCUCCCUGCCCCUCCCUGCCCCCUCCUCUCCAUUCCUCCUCCUCUGCUCCUUUCUUGGGCUCUGCACCAAAGUCUAGGUGGGGGACAUGUCCCAGGAGCUGGGGUGUGGCCGAGGCGGCUCUGCCAGCUGGAGGCACCCCCAACCCCUGCCCUCUGCCUCCCCCGCCCCCCACCCCGCCCCAUUGCCCGGUUGAUAUAGACUGGCUUUGGGCCUGGAGAGGCUAGAGUAUUCGGAGCAGGCUGGGGAUAAGACAGGAUAGGGGCUCCAUGAGGGGGCUCUUGAGUGUCACAUGCCCUGGGUCCCCAGGGCAGGGAUGGAGGCGAAAUGCCUCCCACUCCUGCCUGAGACCAGGGCCAGUUUCUCGGGUUCAGCAAGGCUGUUCCGUGGAGGCUGCUCCUCCUCCUCUACUCGGGGGUGCUGCUCCGCACCACCUGCCAGGUGAGGGAAAGAGGAGAGGCGCCGGGCCCCAGUGGGUAUGAGGCAGGAGGAGCUGGACUAGCCAGUGCUGUCUCCACUGGUCAGAGGGCAGAUGCAUUUAGAGUCUGGUUCUGGGCUCUUCCCCCGCUGGCCCCAGGCCAAACUUGGAAUUCAGGUAUGUUCCUACAGGUGGAGGGCCUCCACCAGGAGCUGGCUGCCUUGCUGACUGAGGGGGUAGUUAAGCACCUGUCAGACCCUUAUGCUUCCAGGGGAUGGGGGUCCUUAGCUUUGGGAGAGCCAUCUCCAAACAAAGACCCCUGAUAUGGGCAGGUGCAGGUGUCCCCCCCCACCUGCCCCAGCCCCACGGGGUCCUUGAAGAAGAGCACUCCCAUACUCCCCUGGGGAGCUCUCACCUCUGAAGCCUCCCUAGUAUCUUCAAGUGAUAUGCCAGGUGGCCUGUUGGCCCGGGUGGGCUGGCCUGGCACUAAAGCAGGGAAAAGCCACAGCUGCACCUGCCCCACACCCUCUUGGGUCACUGGGACCCAUGGCUUUUGGAGGCAGGAGAUGUCCCCCAACCCUCAGAUGUCCUAGUGUCUAGUGGAGGGGGGGGGGUGACUGGUCGCCUCGGGGAAGAAGCCAGGGGCUUGGCAGGAGGGGCAGCUGGGUGGACUGAGUCUUCAGGCAGCUGCCCUGUGGCUGUUUCUUCUGUUUGUUCUGUUGACCUGCAGCCCCGUGCACCUGUCAUCCCUCCUUUAAGCAAAAGUCCUCUUCCUGUUCCCUCUGUCCCCACCCCAUUUCCCAAGAAAAUAAGCUAUCAUUGUUGUGUUUGCAAUCUAUGGAUUAGAGGUUUAAGUAUUUAUUAUUGGUUAAUUAUUAUUAUGAUUGAUUAUGUAAACUUGCCUUCUGUCUGUCUAUCGCGUUGGGUUUCUGAGGUGACCCUGGGUGUGGAGGAUGCACUGGUCCCCACCUCCGCGCCCCACCCCUGUGCUGUCCAGGAGACAGUGGUCUGGGGCCACUGGUUGGGCCCAAAACUCUGGAGGCAGGUCCCGCAGCCCCAGUUCUUCCCCUCUCUUUGCCCUCUGCCCUUUCUCUAGGGCCGCCAGCAUCUCUUGUAACUUAGGUCUUGGAGUGGGGGGGCUCUUGCUCUUGAGGCACUGGUCACCCCAAAGUGAGCAGCUGCAAUGUGUGGGGAGGUCCUGUCUUGGCCACCCCUCUCUUGUCCUGGGGGGACUGGGCCCUGGCACGCAUCCCUCCCCGGUCACUUCCACAUACUGCCUGAGGUGAGGCAGGGGCCAGGCCCUAGCCCUCUCCAAGUCUCUCAGUCCUCCUCCCCCCUCCCUGGCUCUGGCAUUGGGGGUCAUCCCAGAAUGGACCCCGCCCCCUCCUAAUAUUUGCUGGAAAGUCCAGCGGAGGAGAGGUGGCAGGUCCCCCGCAUGGCUCCCAGUCUCUCUGGACUGGGCAGUCCGCCCCCACCUUAGAACCCUUCCCCCAGUGCGGCCACACUCUGCUCCCUGUCCUGUCCCCUUCUUUUGUAUUUGGAAACAACGUGUUGUAAUAAAUCCUGAGAUGGAUGUUUUCUCCAUG